Vigna unguiculata (cowpea) is the source of this 2175-nucleotide messenger RNA. The record is from RefSeq and is a predicted model, not a curated record. Lineage: Eukaryota; Viridiplantae; Streptophyta; Magnoliopsida; Fabales; Fabaceae.
AUGGCAAACAGGAGGCGUAGAAACACUGCCGGAGCUGAUGAGAUUGCUAACGCAAUCCACAGGAUGGUGGAUGCUGUGCAGCCCGUGGCAGCGCCCCCGCGGGCUAUGAUUCCACCUGUCAGACCAGUGACCAUGGAGGACUUCAUGCGUCACAAACCGGCUAAAUUCACUGGGAAAGCCACCCCGGAUGAGGCGGAUGCGUGGCUCCGAGAGUGCGAGAAGAUAUUCAGGGUGAUAGAGUGCACAGAGGCGCAGAAGCUAAAUUUUGCCACCUUCCUAUUAGUAACUGAAGCUGAGUAUUGGUGGAUGAGUAUGCAGCAACAGAUGAUAAAUAGAGCUGAAGAUGUGACUUGGGCCAACUUCAGGACGAGGUUCCUGGAGAAAUAUUUUCCUGACAGCGCUAAACAUGAGCGCGAGGCAGAGUUUCUCACCCUGCAGCAGGGAAACUUGUUUGUGGAGGACUACGUGGAGAGAUUUGAGUAUCUCUCGAGAUUCUACUCCCAGACAGUGACGGAGGAGUGGCGCUGUAGAAAGUUUGGGGGCGGCCUCAAGCAUGAACUGAGGCGUUUCAUCGUGCCACUGAGGGUGCGAGAGUUUCCUAUCUUGGUGGAGCAAGCCAAGAGUGUGGAGCAGCUGGAGAAGGGACCCAGCCUUGUUAACCGUACCCAGAGGAACAGUGCUGAAGGCAGAGUCCAGAAGAAGCCCUACAAUAGACCAGCCCCGUCUUCAUGGAAACCGAGGUGCUAUAACUGCGGGGGUGAACAUCUGCAGCGAAAUUGUACUAGACCCACCCGUAGCGGAGGCAGUGGCAUAGGCACUCGUAAGUGCUAUGCCUGUGAUCAGCCAGGACAUUUUGCCGAUAGAUGUCCUAAUAGGAAGACUGCACCAGCAUCACGACUUCAGCCAUCUUCUUCCGACAGGCCGAGAGCCGUAGGCCGGGUUUUUGCCAUGACUAGCACAGAGGCCACCCGGUCAGGUAACCUGAUUCUGGACCAGUGUUUACUUUAUGGUAACAGUGUGUUAGUGUUGUUUGAUUCAGGAGCUUCGCACUCCUUCAUAUCCCAUGAUUGUGUGAAGAAAUUGGGGUUGUCCACUCGUGACCUUGGAUGCGAGUUGAUAGUCUCGACACCCGCAUCUGGACAGGUUUCAACAAACGUAGCCUGUGUUGGAUGCUUGAUGGAGGUGGAGGGCAGACGCUUCAAGGUGAAUCUAGUUUGUUUGCCCUUGGAGGGAUUGGACGUCAUACUGGGAAUGGACUGGUUGUCUAUCAACCAUGUGGUGCUUGAUUGUGGACGGCGCAGAAUUGUGUUCCCAGAAACAGAAGGGAUAGAGUUGGUAACGUCUGGAGAGGCAGUGAAAGAGAUGAAGAGAGGGUCGACGUGUUUUGUGAUAGUGGCCCAAGAAAAGAAAAUGAGUACAGAAGAGCAGAUCAGUAAGAUACCGGUGGUGGACGAAUAUGCCGAUGUAUUUCCAGACGAGAUACCCGAGUUACCACCCAGCCGGGAUAUAGAUUUCUCAAUUGAUCUAAUCCCUGGAGCGGGCCCAGUGUCGGCAGCGCCUUAUAGAAUGGCACCGGCUGAAUUAGCAGAGUUGAAGAAUCAGAUAGAAGACCUGCUAGAGAAGAAAUUCAUCCGACCCAGCGCUUCACCGUGGGGAGCCCCGGUGUUAUUAGUGAAGAAGAAAGACGGUAGUUCUCGACUGUGCGUCGAUUAUCGUCAGUUGAACAAGUUGACGAUAAAGAACAAGUACCCACUGCCUAGAAUCGAUGACUUACUUGAUCAGCUCAGAGGGAUCUUAGUCAAACCGGAGGAUGUCCAGAAGACAGCCUUUAGAUCGAGAUAUGGACAUUACGAAUAUGUCGUGAUGCCCUUUGGAGUGACAAACGCCCCAGCUGUCUUCAUGGAUUAUAUGAACCGCAUCUUCAGACCAUAUCUGGACAAAUUUGUGGUAGUAUUUAUAGAUGAUAUUCUCAUCUACUCUCAGACUAGGGAGGAGCAUGCAGGCCAUCUGAGAAUCGUGCUGGAAGUAUUAAGAGAACACCAACUGUACGGUAAACUAUCAAAAUGUGAAUUCUGGUUGGACGAAGUGCAGUUUCUGGGGCAUGUGAUUUCCUCACGUGGUAUAUCAGUGGACCCGAGUAAGAUUGAGACAGUGUUGAAAUGGGAGAGACCGUAG